Ceratitis capitata (Mediterranean fruit fly) is the source of this 2672-nucleotide messenger RNA. RefSeq lists its product as hypothetical. The record is from RefSeq and is a predicted model, not a curated record. Lineage: Eukaryota; Metazoa; Arthropoda; Insecta; Diptera; Tephritidae. The coding region runs from base 185 to 2134 and encodes 649 amino acids. Gene Ontology annotation, cellular component: nucleus. Gene Ontology annotation, molecular function: zinc ion binding. The transcript is spliced from 2 exons.
CGACCCCCAUACAUUUUGUUGCUUGUUUACCAAAGAUUUUCGCAAUAUAUCCUGCUGUAUAUUUGUAUAAAAAUUUUGUAAAAGUUUUUUGUGUCUUAAAAUUGCCAAUGUUGUUGUUAUUAUAGUCGCUGCCACAACAAAUUAUAAUCAAUAGUACUUUAGGAAAGUAUUUUUUAUGUGAAAGAUGUCCAGUUGGAAUAAUAUAUGUCGUGUCUGUUCCAGUCCUGCUGAAUAUGAGAUUUUCGAGAAAAUACCAGCAUAUCUGCAUGCUAGCCUAAAUGAUUUUCUGCAUUGGCAAAAACCAAUCAAUGUGCUGGUGGAGGAGACAACGGGACUUAAGUGUUCAGAGGAUGACGGUUUGCCAAAAAAAAUAUGUGCACUUUGCAUUUCCUACCUAAAACAUGCAGUAUUUUUCCGUGAACAAUGUAUUAAUAAUAGUAUGAGUUUAAAAGCCGCAUACCUACUACACCAAAAAAGCCAAGAGCGAAAGAAAAAUGUCGAUAAGGAUAGUGUAUUAAUUACAGCACAAGAAUUGACAUUUACUACUGAACAUCAAAUAGACACUAAUCUUCUGAACACUAACAAUACUCAAGAUCAAGACAAAGUGUGUAAACAACUGCUAAAUAACACUUUACAAACGACAGCACCCACACAACAAAAUAUCGAACAACAAAUGCGCUAUUUGAAUUUACUUUUCAAUAAGGAUAUCAACGCCGGUCUCCGUGAUCAAUCACAAAACCGAAGAAAAGACGAUGCUGCAUUGGAUGCAAGCAAUGCCGCCGGCGACCAAUAUGGCAAAGAUGAAUGUGGAACAGAAACUUCUAGCGAAAAUAAUGAUCCGGCCGCUAAUGGAAAAAAUAUUUUUUCUUAUUCAGAAAAAAGUUUUCAAGAAGAUGAUAUAAUAAAUUUGGAAGAGGUAGGGGAUGCAAUCAGAAUUAAUAUACCAGAAAGCUGUAAAGAACGUAAAUGUCGCGCAUGUUUCCGUCGAUUUAUGUUUGAAGAUUCGUAUAAUGAGCACAUAAAUACAUGUAUUGAAUAUAAAUUUUUAACUCAUAUCGAAGAAAUGAAUAAGCUAUUACAAAUUCGGCGCAGUAAAGAAAGUUCGCCACACGAAUUUGUGCGGCGCAUGAUUUUUGCCAUACGGAAAACAUGUGAGUGGCUAAAAGAAGCAAAUUGUGCUGAUAUGUUAUUGCCCGAUUUGGUGAAUAAUGGAAAUGGUGCGGAUGAUAAGAGUAAGGAAAUAUUAGAGGCUGAAUGCAAAAGUUCCGCAGCCACAUUAUGCGAUCAAAAACGUACAAAACUACAACUCAUUGACAAUGAAGAGCUUCGUAAAUGCUAUGAAUUGCCAAAAAAUGAAAAUAUGACUGAUUUACUAAUUACAAAACGUUCGGAUUCAUUAACUAUCAUAACUACGACUAAACCACCUGACUCUACCACAGAAGAUAAUAAUUUAAUUAACAAGGAAAAUACAGUCCGUAGCAGAACGCCAAUUACAAUUAGCAAUAAUAUUUUAUACGAAAUCGAAAGGUCUCAAAGUCGAACCUCCAAAACUGUGACUAAUAUAGAACCAGAAAAGAAACUAGUAGAGAAAAAACCUACCGCCUUAAUGGGUGUUGUGGAUAGCACAAACACUAAAGCAGCUAUUAGUUCUAGUUUACUUAAAAGCGAAACCGAUAUAGAAAAUGUAAGCUUUACACUCAGGGAUACAGCUGAACGUUUAACAUUCCUGCAAAAAUUGCAACAAGCCGCCAGUCAAUCUCCAAAGACUUCCAAUACUAUGCAAACUACUAGUGAAGCAGCUUCAAUACAUGUAAGAAAAGAUUUAAGUGGGCCAGCAACAACAACUAACAAUCAGCUGCCAACAUCAUCAUCAACAACUACGCCAAAAUCCAUUCCUAUAACACCAUUGCAUCGGAGUCUUAGUUUCAGUGCUCGUUGCAAUCCAUGCAAUCAUAUUUUUGAGACACUAGCUGAACUUGAGAUACAUAAUGCCAUGUAUCACAAUCAUAUGCCAUUACCGCUAAGGAAGCAAACAACUAGUGAAACACAAGAAGAAAGAGAAGCACGAGAGGCUGAACGGCAGCGUAUAAUAGCACUGUUUGAAAAUGACGACUCCGAAGAAGAUUUGGACUGAUUUGCGUCGCCUAAUUAUAUAUGAUAUAAGACAAUUUUUAAUGUAUACUUUUUAACUGAAGCAGUUUAUUUUUUAAAUAAUUUCUAAUUUGUAAGAUCCAAUUUCGAAAUCAGCAUGAUUAUUCAGUUUUUAAAAUUAUUUGUCAUUAACAUUAACAAAUAUCGCUUAUAGCGAUAUGCUUGAUUUUUUAUGCAUUUGCAUAUCUUUUAACUUAUUUAAUUACAAUGUUUUGAUAUAAUCAAAUAUUAUUUUAAAUAUUUUUAUAAGCGUAAAUCAGCCUAAAAAGUUUUAAUUUACGUAUUUCCUUGUGAUAUAGGGUCUGUUAAAAGUUCAUUAUUAAAUUGUAAACGGAAAAUGUUUUUAAUUAUGUUAAAAGAUUUUUCGGGAAUCUUAUUAUAAUUACAUUAUAUACUCAUAUUAGUGUCACUAUAAAACAAACAAAUUAUUGUAAUUAAAUUAUAUUGUAAUUUAGUGUCUUCAUAGCUUUUUUUUUUUUUUGAAAUAUAUUUCGAUCCCAAACCUCUCAGAGGUCAUCAAA